This is a messenger RNA of Gambusia affinis (western mosquitofish), 3673 nucleotides long. RefSeq names its product piggyBac transposable element-derived protein 3-like. NCBI's taxonomy places the organism in Eukaryota, Metazoa, Chordata, Actinopteri, Cyprinodontiformes, Poeciliidae. The transcript is spliced from 3 exons. Bases 1480 to 3285 code for a protein of 601 amino acids. The record is from RefSeq and is a predicted model, not a curated record.
UUCCACUUAACUUUAUGUUUUGUUCAGUCCAAUGUUGUAACUUUUAAAUAGUAAAUGAUUGAUAAUUUGAUCAAUUACUCAGUAAACUUUUAACCAAAUACUUUUUUACUUUUAACUGAGUAAAAAUAUGUUGAAGUAGUGCUGCUGGUUCUCCACCCGCCUCUGGUGAUCGCUCAGGUUUUUCAGAAUUGGACGACAUGAGAGGCCAAACUCAACCUUACAAGUUCUCGUUCUGACACUCAGGAUCUCCUGGCCUCUCAUGUUAAUAAAUAUAAGAUACAAAUUAACCCUAAACACCAAAUUUUACAUAAAAAUCAGCAACAACUUGGCGAUUGAACAAAACCAGUCAAUAGUAUUCGGAUGAUUUCUGGUGAAUCUCCCUGAGUGUUAAUUCUCUAUUAACCUCAAUUGGAGCCAAUGAUAAUAAUGAAUUUGGUUCAUUAAUUAGUGUGGCUGUAGCCUGAUGUGUAUCCAUGUGGGGGCCUAUUCAUAGAAACUUCAUCUCCACAGAUUUGGAGCGUAAUAACUCACCUCAUUUCACAGGUAGGGAAGAUAUUUUCAGAGUUUUCCUGGUUAACGUUCGUGUUGCAAUCCGUCUGUCGUCCUCCUCAUUACUUAUCAAAGUCAUCUGUGACCUAGUUAAAGUUUUCUCUUGGAAGUCUCUGGUGUUUUAUACUGUUGACUGUUAAAGUGGAUCUGAAAUGUUUUUUCCAGGUUGGAAGGAUCUUUAUAAGCAAGAAUUGGAUGUGCAACAUAAAAUUAUUUUCUCUUUUUUAAAAUUGUCACAAGGAAUCAAUCUGAGAAAAUGAACCUUGUCUGAUCAGAUUCAGCAACUAUUUUCCAAACACAGUUGAGAGUUUCGUAUUCUCGUAACAGAACCAUGAUAUCUCUGUUUAACUUCAUUAAUCAGGAUUUUAACCGGUGCUUGAAAUCCUUGAAAAUCUUGAAUUUGGAUUACAUGUUCUCAAGGUUUGGAAAGAUUCAAACUGCACAGAUUUUUGGUAACAUUUGAUUAGGAGUCAAAAUUACAUUUACAGCUGGGAUCAGAUAUUUACAUACACCCAAUACAAAAAUACAGACACAUUUUUUUACCUCACUGUCUGGAUGAAAAUCAGACAAAAUGUUUCUUUUCUUAUUUUCAGUUAUUUCUGUUAGGUUGAUUAUGUAUAACACAAAUGUUAUACGUUAUAGCUUAACGUAUAACAUUUGUGUUAUACGUUAAGCUUUAUUGAAAUUGGGGAUUUUAUUUGUGUUAAAUUAGUGCAGAUGGUGAGUGAGACUUUUCAAAACAUGAAAUUUUGUUGUAUUUUAUUUUUGCCUUAUCCUCCUGAGACCCGGCCCAUUCAUUUGUGUCCUUUAUAGUGGACAUUUUGUUCACCUGUAUUUUCUUUUACUAUUUUGAGUUACCCUAUCAAGCCCUGCAUUACUCUUUAGAGGACAUCCUGGGCUUUCCAGUGAUGUGUCAUGUGAUAGGUUUGCAUGCUGGGAACUCACUUUUUCUUUUCAAUCAAAAUGGCUGGCAUACCAACAACCACAUUUUAUGGAAAGAGGAAAGGAGAAAGAAGUGAAGCAGAGAGGAUUUUAUACCGAAUAGUAGAGGGAGAUUCAGAUUUGGGGCUGUCAGAUGAGGAUGAGGAUGAGGAUGAGUAUCAGCCUGGGACAGGAGAAGAUGGUGAAGAAGAAGUAGGUGAAGAAGGAGAGGAAGAAGAUGCAGGAGUAUCUGAUGAGGAGACAGUCUCAGAGCCAGAAAGGGAGCAGGAAAGUCGUCGUGCUUUGUGGGCCAGGACUACCUUAUUCACACCUGUGCUACCUGGGCUUCCUGUCUGUCAAGAUGACCCUAAAAUCCGAGAACACUGGAGUCCAAUCCAAUACUUUUCGCAGUACAUCGACGACAAAAUCUUUGAAGAUUUGGCAGCUUUUACAAAUCAAAGACAGCUGCAAACGACAGGAGUGUCACUAAAUACUACUGCUCAAGAAAUCAAGAUUUUCUUUGGCAUAUCAGUACACAUGGCCUGCCUUGGCUAUCCCAGAGUUAAAAUGUUUUGGGCUAAAAAAACUAAAGUGCCAGUUAUUAGCAGGAAAAUGACAAGGGAUAGAUUCUACAAGCUGAGAAGCUCACUCAAGAUUGUUGAUGAUCUGGAUGUAACAGAAGAGACAAAGGAGUCAGACAUUCUUUGGAGAGUCAGACCAUUGCUUGACCGUGUGAGGCAAGGUUGUCUCAGACUUCCAAGGUAUAAUAAGGUCUGCAUUGAUGAGCAAAUCGUCCCUUUCACAGGCCGCUGUCCAGUCAGGCAAUAUGUCCCAGGCAAGCCAAACCCUACUGGCCUAAAAGUCUUUGUCCUUGCCUCUCCAAAUGGUCUAGUACUGGAUUUUGAGGUGUAUCAAGGGAAGAAUACGUUCAGGGGCCAAAGGUUGGGAGUUGGAGCUGCAGCAGUCUUGCGAUUGGUUGAAUCUCUUCCCACAGGAACCUGUGUAUACUUUGAUCGAUACUUCACAACAAUCGAUCUCAUGGAUGCUUUGCUUGCAAAGGGUCUUCCAGCAACUGGAACAAUAAUGAGGAACCGAGUACCAAAGCCAUGCCAGCUACCAGGAGAUAAGCAGUUGCGAAAAGAAGGGAGAGGAGCAUCAGUGACGAUGGUCCGGAGGAGGCCUGAGCUGGCAAUCACUAAAUGGUUUGACAAUAAACCAGUGUUGAUGGCUUCCACUGUGUAUGGGAAAGAUCCAGAAGAUAUCUGUAGCAGAUGGUCCAACAAAGAAAAGGCUCAUGUCCAGGUGCGACGACCAGCAGUGAUCAGAGAAUACAAUGACAACAUGGGUGGCGUAGACUUGUGUGACCGAAUGCUGAGCUUUUAUCGCAUGUCAACCAGGACCAAGAAAUGGACAUCACGUGUGAUCGCUCAUUUCUUUGAUGUUGCCAUUACAAACGCUUGGAUCCAAUACAAGUCUGACAGUAAAGCGAUUAAUCGAUCAUCUAAGAACACCCAACAGUAUCUGGACUUCAAAUUGCACCUGGCUGAAGAGCUGUUGGAUAGUCCUUCAUUUGAUGACAGCAGUGAAGACAGUGAAGAAGAGUAUCAGCCACCAACCAAAACAAGGAUCCCUCAACCAGAGCCCUCUGUACGCAGACUAGGGGCCAGGCACAUGCCAGAGAUGGUGGAUAUCAAGCAUGCAGAAAGAUGCAGGAAUAAGGGCUGCAAUGGCAAGACAUACAUGAGGUGUACCAAAUGCAAGAUGUUUCUCUGCAUCACCAAAAGGAAAACGUGCUUCCAGGAUUAUCACCGCUAAAAUAUCCAAAAGAAGAACUGUAGAACUGCUUAUGUUCAAUGUUCAACUAAAUACACAGGCAACUAUUGUCCUUGCAAGCAAUAAGCAACAGAAAACAACGAAGAGUGAUAAAGAAUUUAGUUUUUGAUCAAAUUAAAUUUAUUCUUUUGUUAAUAUUACUCUAAAGCGAUAAUCUGCUCAUUUUCUAAAUUCAGUUGUAUUUUUACACAAAAAUCAUCCUGUUGUCCACUACAGUGGACAUGCUGUGAAAUUAAAAAUAAAAAUAUUUUUAAAAAAAUUUUAAUUGUAAGGUGUUUUUUUAGACCCAAAUAGAUAGGAAAUCACACAAAAAAAGAAAUUGGAACACACUUUUUUUCUUCGGUUCCCAGGAGGAUAUUCCUGCUGCAGA